Populus nigra (black poplar) is the source of this 1588-nucleotide messenger RNA. Its product is annotated as KH domain-containing protein At5g56140-like. The transcript has 7 exons. Gene Ontology annotation, cellular component: nucleus. Gene Ontology annotation, biological process: regulation of mRNA splicing, via spliceosome. The record is from RefSeq and is a predicted model, not a curated record. NCBI's taxonomy places the organism in Eukaryota, Viridiplantae, Streptophyta, Magnoliopsida, Malpighiales, Salicaceae. Gene Ontology annotation, molecular function: mRNA binding. The coding region runs from base 235 to 1143 and encodes 302 amino acids.
CCACCGACGCAUGAGAGAAGAUACAGGGAGCAGCGAGUCUGGUAGCGGCCAUAACCACAAGCACCAAAAAAUAAGAUAAAAAAUAAAAAAAUAAAAAUCAUUCUCCUUCCGGCUGCCUCUCUGCUGGUAGCCGCUCGCUACUGCUGCUCUAUAUAUCAAUAAUAAUUCUAAUUGAUUUAUUAAAAAUCUAACAAAACGGAUAUCUAUAAGGAUAUUGAUUGGAGUACUGAUAAAAUGACCACCACUGGCGGCGUCGGCGUCGGCGUCGGUGCUGGUCGCUUUAUGGCUUACUCUCCGUCUCCAUCUGCUCCUCACUCGCCUCAUAUCUCUGGUCUUCGAUCAUCGGCAGCUUCCUCUGCUCUUGUUGUUGAGCAAGAAAAAUAUUUGUCGGAGUUGUUGGCAGAGCGUCACAAGAUUAGUCCCUUUUUGCCUGUGCUUCCUAAUACCUACCGGCUGUUGAACCAAGAAAUAUUGCGUGUAACUACGCUGUUGGGGAAUGCGUCAGUUUUAGGUCAAAGUGGGCUUGAACAUGCUAGCCCUCUGGCUUCUGGAGGAAUAUUUUCAAAUGGAGCAGCUGAUGCAAAUGGAUGGGCAUCACGGUUUCAAUCAGAAAUGUCAGGUAUUUUACAGCCCUCAUCAGCACAAAACUGGCUGAGCUCUCAAGGUAGCUCAUCUGGUCUUAUUGUUAAGAGAACCAUCAGAGUGGAUAUUCCUGUCGACAAAUAUCCUAAUUACAACUUCGUUGGGCGCCUUCUUGGUCCUAGGGGAAACUCCCUUAAGCGAGUGGAAGCAAGCACAGAGUGCCGUGUUCUGAUCAGAGGCCGUGGCAGCAUUAAGGAUCCAGCCAGGGAAGAUAUGAUGAGAGGGAAACCAGGGUAUGAGCAUCUAAAUGAACCUCUCCACAUCCUGGUUGAGGGUGAAUUGCCAGUUGAAAUAGUUGAUGCUCGACUAAUGCAGGCACGGGAGAUACUCGAAGACUUGUUGAGGCCCGUGGAUGAAUCUCAGGAUUACUACAAGAAGCAGCAGCUAAGAGAGCUAGCGUUGCUUAAUGGUACAUUUCGUGAGGAAGGUUCUCCCAUGUCAGGUUCCGUCUCCCCCUUUAACAACAGCCUUGGUAUGAAGAGGGCCAAGACGAGGGGGUAGUGGAUUCUUGAACAUAGCGGGCUCCUGGAGCUUGUUUACUAGUUCUCCCAGUGAUCAGCGGUUCUGACAGCACAGGUUCUCCUGUGUCAGCCAAUGCUCCCAACUGCCAUCGGGGCACUGGCACUGUCUGUGCCAGUUCUAACUUGUUUCUAUAUGAGGUGUGUUUUUAUCUUCUGUUUGGGGGGGAGGUUUAAUGGCGGUAUCGCAUAUUAAGGGACCGGUUCAGUUGCGGGGUUGUGGUUUUGUGCUUUGCUGCUUUAGGCAGUUUGGAAUCAAAGACCGCUAAUGUAUUAAAUUAAAAUUGGUCCGUACUAUAAGCUUGUGAUGACAGUUUUGAUGGUCGAUGGGAAAGUCAAGGUAUGGUUUGGAGUGUUGUGUACCCUUAAGAGGAGGCAAUACUCGAAUUUGUUGAAGGCAUUCUCUGCCGUCUCCAAUUUUAAGUGUA